Messenger RNA from Neopelma chrysocephalum (saffron-crested tyrant-manakin), 7843 nucleotides. RefSeq names its product mucin 2, oligomeric mucus/gel-forming (gene MUC2). The coding region runs from base 1 to 7554 and encodes 2517 amino acids. The transcript is spliced from 50 exons. NCBI's taxonomy places the organism in Eukaryota, Metazoa, Chordata, Aves, Passeriformes, Pipridae. Gene Ontology annotation, cellular component: extracellular matrix. Gene Ontology annotation, molecular function: protein binding. The record is from RefSeq and is a predicted model, not a curated record.
AUGGGGCUAAGAGCGGCCAGCCUUUUCAUACUCUGGCUGGCUCUUUCCUAUGCUCAUGAAAUAAGAAAAGGAAGGAGAAGAAACCAUGGCCACUAUGUCUGCAGCACUUGGGGAAACGACCAUUUCAAAACCUUUGAUGGAGACAUCUACCAAUUCCCUGGCAUUUGCGAGUAUAAUUUUGUUUCUGACUGCAGCGAUUCUUAUGCAGAGUUCUCUGUCCACAUCCAGCGUGCUCUGAACAGCAAUAACCACCCUGAAAUCCAGUAUAUUCUGCUAAAAAUCAAGGAUGUCACGGUGUACCUCAAACCAAAACUGGUUGUGGUGGAUGGGCGAAUUGUGAAGACACCUUACUACAGCUCUGGUCUGCUCAUUGAGAGCAAUGACAUUUACACCAAAAUUUAUGCCAAAUUAGGCAUGGUUCUGAUGUGGAAUCAGCAGGAUGCACUGAUGGUGGAGCUGGACAACAAAUUUAAUAACCGUACCUGUGGCCUCUGUGGGGAUUACAAUGGAAUUCCAAUCUACAAUGAGUUUAUCAAGGGAGAUGCAAGCUACAAUUCAAUUACAUAUGGGAAUUUGCAGAAGAUCAGCAAACCCAAUGCCAAAUGUGAAGAUCCAGAUGAAACUCAGGCUCUUCCAAGCUGUAACAAGCAUCGUGACGAGUGUGAGAGGCUGCUGACUUCCUCUGCGUUUGCUGAUUGUCGGUUCCGUCUUAAUUUGGAAACGUACAUCCAAGCCUGCAUGCAGGACAAGUGUGCCUGUAACGGCAAUGAGGACUCCUUCUGCAUCUGCAGCACCAUCUCUGAGUAUUCUCGCCAGUGUUCGCACGCGGGUGGCCGGCCGGGUGAAUGGAGGACGCAGAACUUUUGCCCCAAGACCUGUCCUGAUACCAUGGUCUAUAGAGAAAGCAGCUCACCCUGCACAGAUACUUGCUCACACUUGGACAUCAGCAGCCUUUGUGAGGAACACUACAUGGAUGGUUGUUUCUGCCCUGAAGGAACUGUGUAUGAUGAUAUUACUGGAAAAGGCUGCGUACCUGUUAGCCAGUGCCACUGCAAACUCCUCGGAAAGCAGUAUGCACCUGGAGAAAGCAUUUCCAAUGAAUGUGAAGAAUGCACCUGUAAUUCAGGCAGAUGGACAUGCAAAGAUUUACCUUGUCCAGGCACGUGUUCAGUGGAAGGAGGUUCCCAUAUUAGCACCUUUGAUGGGAAGAAAUACACCUUCCAUGGAGACUGUUACUAUGUAUUGGCCAAGGGUACUGCAAAUGACAGUUAUGCUCUCCUGGCAGAGCUGGCUCCCUGUGGCUCCACAGACAGGCAGACCUGCUUGAAGACUGUUGUGCUGUUAGCAGAUCAUAAAAAAAAUGUGGUGGUUUUCAGAUCCGAUGGCAGUGUGCUACUGAAUGAGAUGACAGUGAAUGUGCCUCAUGUGUCAGCCAGCUUCUCAGUAUUCAAGCCAUCUUCCAACUACCUUGUUGUACAAACAUCUUUCGCGCUUCAGGUGCAGAUCCAACUGCUUCCAGUCAUGCAACUGUUUGUGACUGUGGAUCAAUCAGUUCAAGGAGAAAUUCAAGGUCUUUGUGGAAACUUUAAUGGAAUGGAAGGUGAUGAUUUUAAAACAACCAGUGGGCUGGUAGAAGCUACAGGAUCUGCCUUUGCUAACACAUGGAAAGCUCAGUCCAUCUGUACAGACAGGGUAGAAAAGCUGGAAGACCCCUGCAGUCUCAGCAUUGAAAGUGCAAAUUAUGCUGAGCAUUGGUGUUCUUUGCUGAAAAACCCAGAAGGUCCUUUUGCAAGAUGUCACUUAGUCAUUGAUCCUUCAGAAUACUAUAAGAAAUGUAAAUAUGACACAUGCCUCUGUGAAGAUAAUGAAGAAUGCUUGUGUGCUGCCCUGUCCUCUUAUUCGAGAGCCUGUGCUUUCAAAGGAAUCAUACUGGGAGGCUGGAGAGACAGUGUCUGCAGUAAUGAAGUGUCUGCCUGUCCAGGAAAUCAAGUCUUCCUUUACAACAUUACAAGGUGCCAGCAAACCUGUCGUUCCCUUGCUGAUGGUGAAAAGUAUUGCUUGCAAGACUAUGCUCCUGUGGAUGGCUGUGGCUGCUCGCCUAAUACAUACCUGGAUAAACAGGAUAACUGUGUGCCCAUCUCUGAGUGCCCAUGUUAUUACAAGGGAUCAUACCUGGAACCUGGGGAAUAUUUUACAAAAGAUGGAGAACGCUGUGUUUGCCGAAAUGCAAAGGUUCAGUGUACCUCGGUGAAAUUAAGAAUGAAAAGUGCAGAACAAUGUUCUUCUAACAAGACAUUCUUUGACUGCAAUGCAUCCUCAAAAUGGACUUCACAAACACCCGUACAACUUAGCUGUCAUACCCCUCUAACAAAUCAUUUCCAGACAGAGUGUGUCUCAGGCUGUGUGUGUCCUGAAGGUCUAUUUGAUGAUGGCAGAGGAGGCUGUGUUGAGGAGAAGGACUGCCCAUGCAUUCAUAACAACGAGUGGUAUUCUUCUGGACAGAAGAUAACAGUGGACUGCAACACCUGUACCUGCCAAAAAGGGGUUUGGAGCUGCACUGCCAAUGAGUGCUAUGGGACUUGUAUGAUAUAUGGAAGUGGCCAUUAUAUCACUUUUGAUGGAAAAUUCUAUGACUUUGAUGGGAAUUGUGAAUAUGUGGCUAUUCAGGAUUUUUGUGGUGACAAAAAUUCCAGUGGCUCAUUCAGCAUCAUCACAGAGAAUGUCCCUUGUGGAACUACAGGAGUCACCUGCUCAAAAGCUAUCAAAAUGUUUCUAGGGAAAACUGAACUGAAAUUGGAGAACAAAGAGUACAAAGAAAUUCAGCGAGAUGUUGGUGAUGAUGUGCUUUAUUGGAACAGGACAGUAGGCCUCUACCUCGUUAUUGAGGCUAGCAAUGGUGUGAUGCUUAUCUGGGAUAAGAAGACUACUGUUUUCGUCAAGCUGAGCCCCGAUUACAAAGGCAAAGUGUGUGGUCUGUGUGGCAACUUUGAUGACAAGUCAAACAAUGACUUUGUAACAAGGAGCGGACUGCAGGAGACCAAUGCUCUGAAGUUUGGGAAUUCCUGGAAACAGUCUCCCAUGUGCCCAGAUGUCACACAAGAGAUUAAGCCUUGUGAUAUGAAACCACAUCGGAAGUCCUGGGCAGAGAAAGAGUGCAGCAUUAUCCUGAGCGAAGUCUUCAAAAUUUGUCACUCCAAGGUGGACCCAGUUCCUUUCUAUGACGCUUGUGUUCAUGAUGCCUGCUCUUGUGACAGCGGUGGAGAUUGUGAGUGCUUCUGUUCUGCAGUUGCUGCUUAUGCCCAAGAAUGUACCAAGGUUGAGGCCUGUGUUUUCUGGAGAACUCCUGAUAUAUGCCCAAUAUUUUGUGACUACUACAACCCUCGCGAUGAGUGUGAGUGGCACUAUGAGCCUUGUGGCAGUAAUAUCACAACCUGCAGGAUGAUUAAUAAUGUCAGCACCAACUUUACAGUACCAUACCUGGAAGGCUGCUACCCCAGAUGUCCUAAGGACAAGCCUAUUUACAAUGAAGAGACAAAGGAAUGUGUGCCUGAAGAUCAAUGCUGGUGUUACAUCGAUGGAAUUCAAGUUCCCCCUGGGCAUGAAAUACCCACAAAAGAAAACUGUACAAUAUGUGUCUGUGGCCCCUCAGGAUCCAUACAAUGUAAACCAGUUCCAGGGUGUCCUUGUGUCAUCAAUGGAACGAGUUAUGAAGUGGGUCAGACUGUGGCACAAGUACAGGAUGGUGACAUAUGUAUAACAUACAUUUGUGCAGAAAAUGGUUCUGUGGUUCCAGAUAAAAUCUACCCUUGUCCAACAUCAUCCUCACCUACAGUCCUUUCAACCUCAUUUCCUACCAGUACUCUUACCACCACAGUUACCACUACAAGCCAUCCAGUUACUACAACUCCAUGCUUUGGAUUAAUCUGUGAUUGGACUGAGUGGUUUGAUGUUAGUAAUCCUGAAAAAGAUGGUGGUGACUAUGAAACAUACGAUGAAAUAAGAAAACAUGGAUACAAAAUAUGUGAAGCUCCUGAAAAAAUUGAAUGCAGGGCAGAGGAUAAACCUGAUGUGAGCUUAGAGGAACUUGGUCAGAAAGUGCAGUGUAAUGUUUCGUAUGGACUAAUAUGUAAAAAUGAGGAGCAAGAUGUAACUAUGUGGCAACUUUGCUAUAAUUAUGAAAUCAGGGUAAACUGUUGUGAGUGGCAAGAAAUUCCCUGUGAGGUGACACCUACACCUAGUACACCACGAACUACAACUUCAACCACCACCAAGACAUCAGUACCUCUCACCACUACAUCCAGGAUUCCAACAGAAAUUAUCACCUCGACCACACACAUUGCUUCCACCACAAGUGAACUUACACCAUCAGUCUCCACUCCAGUAACUUCAACACCUCCAGAAUUGCUUCAUCAGGCUGACAUCGCACCACAGGGAAAUGCCAUGAUAACCAGGAAGGAACAUAUUCCUGGCACCACGAUGCCCCCCAUCAGCACCACCAGCAGCAGCACCCCGGGGACAACCACAGUUGUUACUGGAUCACCAACACCCACCUCAUCUCCUAUAAAUAUUGUCACCCAGACCCCUCAGCCUCCAACUACAUUACCAUUAAAGGGUUCAACACCUGGAUCAGAGACACCGACAAAGACAAGUACUCCAGUUACUCCUUCAGCUACUCCACUGCCAACAACUAGAACAACAGAAACAGGAAGUACAGUGUUUACCAGAAGCACCACUAUUCAGCAGUCAACAUCCUCAGUGUCAACAAGCCCAGUGACUGUCACCACCUCUGAAGUCACUGAAACGGGAUCGACCCCCAAAACUACUACUUCAGGUCCCACACCCUCAAGAUCCACCAGCACCACACCAGUAACAGAAACAUCUAGCCAUGAGACCACUACCACCGGGACCACAAGCCCUCCAACAGGAUCACAUACCACCCCUGUCAGCACCACAACUUCAGGACCAUCCUCUCUGGGGUCUACUCCUAGCAGUACUGUAUCUCUGUCUUCAGCAUCAACCAGCUCUGUGCCAGUCACCACCUCUGGUACCACUCCAACCAAAACCUUUACCACCACUUCAGGAACCACCUCUAGCAGUUUUACCAUAAGCACUGCAACCACCACCUCAACCACCUUAGAAACACUUUCCCCUAGCUCAGCUAGUACAUCUGGGCCAACUGCAACAUCAACUGCAGUCACCACUACAGGAAGUUCUACAUACAGUACCAUUACUCCAGUUAGUGGCUCAAGUUCAACUACAGGUCUAACACCAACUACGCCUAAAAAAAUAUGUUCCAUUUUACCUAAUGAAUCUUAUGAGCAAGGUGAGUCAUGGUGGCUCUGUAACUGCACUAAGGCAAUAUGUAUAGAAGACGAUAUCGUCCAGGUGAUUCCCAUAAUCUGUAAUCCACCUCCUAAACCUACCUGUGCCAAUGGGCUUUCUCCUGUGCCAGUCAUUGAUGAGGAUGGAUGCUGUUGGCAUUGGGAGUGUGAUUGCUACUGCACUGGCUGGGGAGACCCACAUUACAUGACUUUUGAUGGACUGUACUACAGCUACCAAGGGAAUUGUACAUAUGUCCUUGUGGAAGAGAUUAAUAAGAAAGUUGACAACUUUGGUGUCUACAUUGAUAACUACCAUUGUGAUUCACGAGAUGUGGUCUCAUGUCCUCGAACGCUCAUUGUGAGACAUGAAACUCAGGAAGUGAGGAUGACAACAGUGACACCAAAUACUCUACAAGUCGAGGUGACAGUAAACAAUAACUUAGUGGCUUUGCCUUAUAAAAAGUUUGGUGUGAGCAUCUAUGAGUCGGGCAUAAAUCGUGUUGUGGAAAUUCCUGAGCUAAAAAUGAAUGUGACCUACAAUGGCUUGUCCUUUUCUAUCAGAAUGCCCUACAGCCUGUUUGGCAACAACACUCAGGGACAGUGCGGUACUUGCAAUAACAACACGGCAGAUGACUGCAUGUUGCCAAAUGGAAACAUUGCAGAAAACUGUGAAACCAUGGCAGAUCACUGGCAGGUUGUUGAUCCCUCCAAACCACAGUGCUCUCCAGGCCUAAAUCCUACAAGUUCACCUAGCACAACCCCAGCAGAGCCUUGCAAAGAAUCUUCCAUCUGCGAGCUUCUUUUGGGAAGUGUGUUCAAGCCAUGCCAUGAGUUUGUGCGGCCUGAAAAGUACUAUACAGCCUGCGUUUUUGAUAGUUGUGUACUGCCCAACCUAGACCUGGAAUGCUCAAGUCUGCAGAUCUAUGCUGCCACCUGUGCUGAUCAAGGUGUAUGCAUUGACUGGAGAAGUCACACCAAUGGUGUAUGCUGUAAGUAUGAAUGCCCCUCAGGAAAAGAGUUCAGAGCAUGUGGUCCUAUUAAAGAGCCAACCUGCAAAUCAAGUCACCAAAAUGAAACUUCAACUAAACAAGUGGAAGGCUGUUUCUGUCCCAAUGGAACAAUGCUGUAUGACUCUGGCAUGGAUGUCUGCGUGAAAACCUGUGGCUGUGUUGGAGUGGAUAUGAUCCCAAGAGAGUUUGGGGAAAAGUUUAUAGUAGACUGCCAGGACUGUAUUUGCCUGGAAGGGGAACAUGGCAUUGUAUGCCAGCCUCAUGAAUGUGCUGAACAACAUGUCACUUGUAAUGGAGAAGGCUUCUAUCAGGUCACUGAAGUCAAUCCUGAAGACUCCUGCUGCCCUCUUGUCACCUGCAAAUGCAAUACAAGCCUCUGCACAGCUAAAGCCCCCAAGUGCACACUGGGAUUUGAAGUUCAUUCUUACAUUCCCAGUGGUCAGUGCUGUCCUGUGUACCAGUGCGUUCCCAAGGGGGUCUGUGUUCACCAGAGUGCUGAGUUCUUGCCUAACUCCUCAGUCUUUGUUGAUAAGUGUCAGAAUUGUCUCUGCACAAAUGAAGUUAAUGUCAGCACUCAACUGAAUAUCAUCUCAUGUGAACCUGUUCCAUGCAAUACAUACUGUGCACCGGGAUAUGAACUUAAACCGGUGAAAGGUGAAUGUUGUGGAAGAUGUGUGCAGACCAAGUGUAUUAUACAUGUGGCAAACAGUGGUGAACUCAUCUUGAGUCCUGGAGAGUUUAAAAAUGAUCCUAACAACAACUGCACCAUUUAUAGCUGUGUAGAUUUCCACAACCAGCUUAUCUCUUCCACAUCUGAGAUUACCUGUCCAGCAUUUAAUGAGGACAGCUGCAAACCUGGAACUAUUUCAUUCUUACCUAAUGGUUGUUGCAAAACCUGUGCACCUGUGGAUAGCAGUACCCCGUGCUCUGUCCGUGAAAGAGAAGACUUUAUUGUCUAUAACGGCUGCCGUUCCGUGGACAGAGUUGUCAUGACUGAGUGUGAAGGAACAUGUGGAACCGUCUCGCUAUACUCUGCUGAGGCCAAUUCUAUGGAUCACAGCUGUUCCUGCUGCAGAGAAACAAGGACUACUGAGAAGCACGUGGUACUGAAGUGUCCUGGUGGGCACUCAAUUUCACAUAAGUACAUAUAUGUGGAAAGCUGCAGCUGUCAAGACACUGAAUGCAAGAACCCACAAUCCAGUCAGUUGCAGACAAGAAAAUGACAAGGCAAGAUCUCUGAACCAUACCAAGAGGGCCAUCAGCUUAACAUCAAAAUGAAGACAGAAAAAAACUAGCAGCGUUUGACUGAAAGGCCUGUGCACUAUUCUUAGCUUUCUUGACUACUUUUGAACAUUGCUUUUCCCAGUAAAUGUAUUCUAUUUGUUCUCUGAUUAAUUUGAACAGUCCUCUAUUUAUUUGUGACAAAAUAAGAACACAAAUUUGUGUUCUUCAAGUGCACAGCCUUUUGGAUCCUUUUACAAUCUGCUUAUUUUCUCUGAAUGAUUAAAAGCA